CCGCGUCUCCCGCGGCACCCACCCGACACUGUCCCAAGCAAAAACGAAAGGAAGCCAAGCGGUCCGGCGUGGCCCGGCGUGGCCCGGCGUGGGCGGGGAGGUGACCGCGCGCUCCGACUCCUCGGGACCGGGCGGCCGCUUUGUGACUUCACCGGUUUCGUGACACAGGAACCACACCUCCAGAGAGUGGUAUUUUUGGAUUCAUGAUAAACUUCUCUGCAUUUCUUGGUGCAGCUACGAUGUAUACAAGAUAUAAAAUAGUGGAGAAGCAAAAUGAGACCUGCUAUUUUGGCACUCCUGUCUUUAACUUGGUGUCAUUAGUUCUUGGAUUGGUGGGAUGUAUCGGAAUGGGCAUUGUAGCCAAUUUUCAGGAGUUAGCUGUGCCUGUCGUCCAUGAUGGUGGUGCCCUUCUGGCUUUUGUCUGCGGUGUAGUUUACACGCUCCUGCAAUCGAUCAUCUCCUACAAAUCAUGUCCCCAGUGGAACAGUCUCACGACAUGCCAUGUCCGGAUGGCCAUCUCUGCUGUUUCCUGCGCAGCUGUGGUCCCCAUGAUUGCCUGUGCUUCACUAAUUUCUAUAACCAAACUGGAAUGGAAUCCAAAAGAAAAGGAUUAUGUGUAUCACGUAGUGAGCGCUAUCUGUGAAUGGACUGUGGCCUUUGGUUUUAUUUUCUAUUUCCUAACAUUCAUCCAAGAUUUCCAGAGUGUCACCUUAAGGAUAUCCACAGAAAUCAAUGAUGACUUUUGAAAGAGCGAGAAUCCUGUCUCACUCAGUGAAUGUCACAGUUAGUUUCUGGAAGUGGCACAGAGGACGGAUGGACUUGGAUGUCACCCUGAUCAGGACGCAUCUGUGGCACAUCCGGGACUUGAAUUUCAUUCAGAAUUUCUAGUAGUUGUUCUUUUUACAAAGGUAUGUUUUUCUAGAGAAUGUUUAGCAUCAAUGACACUUUAGCAAUAUUUUUAUAUUUUCUAAGACACUUUAAUGAACAAAUUCAUAUGUAGAAAAGAUGAGGCAUUGCAGAAAAUGGGAAUAUUUUUGUAUAGAUUAUUUAGACUUUUAUGUAUGACUGACUUAUAAAAAUACGCUAAGUGAAAAAAAUGUUAAGUUUGGUGCAUUAAAAAAAAAAGCCAAAUCGGGAUAUUCACUUUAAAAUUUAAUUUUUUAAAACAAUGAUUUGCAUAAUUUUCAUCACAAGCAUUUAUAUAAUCUAAUUCAUAGUGAUUAUAUAUCCUAAUGGUAAAGAUUCUGUUAAUAAAUUAAUACUAAAGCACUUUGAUUUUUAGUGCAUGCAUGAAACAAAAAUGUUUUUAUAGUUAAGGCUUCAAAAACCAUUUACUGUGCACAUUAACCAGCAGAUGUAGAAGACCUCAGUUUGAAAAUUCAGCCUCCUUAUUUGAUUGGCUUCUCCCACAGAAGCUGCUAUUACCUGGUGGACCUAGGAACUAAUUCCUGGUAGCAUGGGCUCUGCAUGGCAGCACAGAAAUGAUAAACUACCCUUCCUGAGGGGCAUUGGAAGUGAGACUUCUUAGUUUCCCUGUAAGCCCAUCAAGGUACCAGGACACAGGAGAUGGGCCUAGGAGCCUGGGUGCAGGCUGCUGUUUGCUCCUUUCAAUGCCUGUGGCCACUGUUAGUGACAUCACAGGGAAGGUGUCAGUCAGGCCCUUUCCUAGGUAAGCAAGGCCCGAAGACCCCGCCUCUUCAUCCGGUUCACAACUGUUGUAGAGGAAGAAGUGGCCUUGGAGGUGCUGGUGAGAUCCUGAGUUCCAUAUCUAAGUAUGGGCAAGUGGAGCUGCCUUGAAGGCACAUGCCAAGGGCAGAGCAGCCCAUUUGGAUGGCCUUGGUGCGGGACACCUGGGAACCAAGGGGCAUGCAGUGGUGACUCCUGGGUGGGUGAGGGUCAGCAGCCACUUCUGUUGUGACAUCUUGGGUUUCCUUAAGUGUGGAGUGGAGGAAACUGACAACCAUUUCUGAGUCCACUGUAAUACAAUGCUGUGUUGUUAAUCCUGGAACAACAACAACAACAAAACAGUGACCUUUUGUCAUUCUGAAGAGAAAGGGGAGCCAGCACCUUCCCCUUGGAAACCGUGGUUGACUGAAUCCGUGCUGCUGUUUGCUUUGGUCAGGAAUGUUGUUGGAACUUCCCAGAAUGCAGGUGGUCCUCUGCAUUUCCACCGGAGACUGGGUGCUCACUCCUAUAGGGCAGAGCAGGUGCCCUUACCUAGAGUUCAACACCGUGCCUUCUGGCACACAGUAGGUGCUUAGUAAAUACAAAUCCAAUAUGUGCAUAUAUAAAUGAACGAACAAAUCGAGUAAUGUUUGAGGUGCUGCCUAGUAGGUUUAUUUACUCUAGUUCACCGGUUAUUUUGAUGUCAACACCUAGUCCGUGCUACCUAGUAACGUUUUCCUUUUUGCUUUGUGUACCAUACAUGUUUCAGUUGUUUGGGCUUCAUGAUUGUGUGACAACUCUCUUCUGGACAGAUACCACAGAAAUUGUUACAUGGGCUAGACCUGUCUUGGCAAGCCGAGAAGGUCCCAAAUCACCCCAUUCUGCAGAUUCCAUGCAACUUCUAACGUUAUCCCCAUUUUGCUAUUAUUUUUAAUUUCUACAAAUGUGUAUUUCCUUGGACUGCAUGCCUGAGAAGGUAAAAUAAAAUAUUACUUUAUUUUA
Molecule: messenger RNA, 2667 nt
Organism: Cricetulus griseus (Chinese hamster)
Lineage: Eukaryota; Metazoa; Chordata; Mammalia; Rodentia; Cricetidae
Source: RefSeq, a predicted model, not a curated record